GCGCCGUAUAUAUUGAGCCCAGCAUGCCAUCCCAAACACACUGGCACAGACAGGUUACUGCUUCAUCAUCCUGUUCACUAUGGCCACAGACCACCAGAACCCUGCAUCCAAGCAGCAGCAGCCAGGCACCAGUGCUUUCAAGUUGAUCAUCUAUGAACAGGAGAACUUCCAGGGGCGUUGCCAUGAGCUGACUGGUCCCUGUAACGACCUCCAGGAAGCAGGCGUGGAGAAAGUGGGCUCCAUACUGGUGCUGUGUGGACCAUGGGUGGGUUACGAGCAGGCUAACUGUAAAGGGGAACAGUAUGUGUUUGAGAAGGGGGAGUAUCCUCGCUGGGAUUCCUGGACCAACAGCAGACGUAGCGACAACAUCUUUGCAUUCCGCCCCAUUAAAGUGGACAGCCAGGAGCACAAGAUUGUCCUUUAUGAAAACCCCAGUUUCGCGGGGAAGAAGAUCGAGAUCAUAGAUGAUGAUGUCCCCAGCUUCCACUCACAUGGAUACCAAGAGAAGGUCACCUCUGUCAGAGUUCAGAGUGGCACUUGGGUGGGGUACCAGUAUCCUGGCUACAGAGGCUAUCAGUACCUGUUUGAGAAGGGGGAAUACAAGGACUGUGCUGAGUUUGGUGCCCAGUUCCCUCAGAUCCAGUCCGUCAGGCGCAUCCGAGACAUGCAGUGGCACCAGAGGGGAGCUUUUCACCCUGUCGCUGGCGCCAACUAAGCGUAUAUGACUCUUUCCUGCACCAAGCCCUGACCCCUACAAUCCUGCUCCUUCCCAUACCUCUCUCUCCAUCACCUACUCAAAAUUGCAUUUUGAUGCCUAUUGCCAUUGUUUCAGUAGCACAAUCCUUUAAAGUAAAAUAAUAAAUCCUUGUUGCUUAUCUUUCAA
Oncorhynchus nerka (sockeye salmon) is the source of this 883-nucleotide messenger RNA. Its product is annotated as beta-crystallin B2-like. Lineage: Eukaryota; Metazoa; Chordata; Actinopteri; Salmoniformes; Salmonidae. The record is from RefSeq and is a predicted model, not a curated record. The coding region runs from base 80 to 715 and encodes 211 amino acids. Gene Ontology annotation, biological process: lens development in camera-type eye; visual perception. The transcript is spliced from 6 exons. Gene Ontology annotation, molecular function: structural constituent of eye lens.